AUGGUCUUUACACCUCCCGCUUGGGCCCCCAAGCUCCCUGAAGUCCCGGACAAUAUCCCAGUCAGCGAGCUCAUGCUCAAUGAAUCCUAUGGCCGGUAUCCCCUGAACCAGGCCCGCGACCCUUUUACCUGCGGUUUCACAGGCAAGUCGUACUCCGCAUCGCAGGUCGUGGACCGGGUCGAGCAUUUGGCUCGGGGAUUGGCGAAGGAGCUGGGCUGGAAGCCUAAUGAGGGCUCGGAAUGGGAUAAGGUGUUGGGUAUUUUCUGUUACAAUACGAUCGAUACCCUGCCUCUGUCCUGGGCUGUCCACCAGUUGGGUGGUCUGGUGACCCCCGCUAACGCCGUUUACUCGGGCCCUGAAUUGAAGUACCAAUUGCAGGAUGCAAAGCCCAAGGCCCUGUUUACGUCUACUCCUCUCCUCUCCACAGCUCUCGAGGCUGCGUCGUUGGCCAAUUUCCCGAAGGACAAGAUCUACCUGAUCGACUUGCCGCCACAGAUGGGCCACUCAAAGGCGCCUUCUGGAUACAAGACAUUAGCUCAGAUUGAGGAGGCGGGCAAAUCUCUACCCAAGGUUGAGAAGUUGAAUUGGAAGGCUGGAGAGGCUGCUCGUCGGACGGCUUUCCUUUGCUACUCUAGUGGUACUUCUGGUUUGCCUAAAGGUGUUAUGAUUUCUCACCGGAAUGUCAUCGCCAACGUUAUUCAACUCACGUCGUAUGAGAAGAAAUACCGCCAAUCUAUCACCCCCGCUGGGAAGCCGCUCUACACCGAUGUUUCGCUUGGUCUUCUCCCUCAGAGCCACAUUUAUGCGCUGGUGGCGACUUGCCAUACUGGCGCCUACCGUGGUGACCAGACUGUUGUGCUGCCCAAGUUUGAGAUGAAGUCAUACCUCGAAUCUAUCCAAAACUUCAAGAUAUCUUGUCUCUUUGUGGUUCCUCCAAUCAUCAUCAAUAUGCUUCGGAACAAGGACCAGUGUGCCAAGUUUGACCUGAGCUCUGUUUCAAGCUUGUACACCGGGGCAGCACCACUGGGCCCGGAAACGGUUGAUGAAUACCUCAAGCUCUACCCCAGCGUGACUAUCAAGCAAGCAUACGGUCUCACAGAGACAUCGACUGUUGUCUGCUCCACUCACCCCAAGGACUUCCUGGUGGGCUCAUCUGGCUGCUUAAUGCCCGGCGCGGAAGUUCGCAUCUUGUCUCCCGAAGGCCAGGAAAUCACAUCCUAUGAUACACCUGGUGAAUUGGUCGUCCGCAGCCCCAGUGUCGUCUUAGGCUAUCUGAACAACGACAAGGCCACCAAGGAGACCUUCCGUGACGGAUGGAUGCACACUGGUGACGAAGCCGUCGUCCGCCAGAGCCCGGAGACCAAGUCCGAGCACAUCUUCAUUGUCGACCGCAUAAAGGAGUUGAUCAAGGUCAAGGGCCUGCAAGUUGCCCCCGCCGAACUCGAAGCCCACAUCCUCACCCACCCUGCCGUCGGCGACUGCGCCGUUGUCGCCAUUCCCGACGACGCAGCAGGCGAAGUCCCCAAGGCCAUCGUCGUCAAGUCUGCUGAAGCUGGUCCCGACGAUGCAGCAACCACUCAGGCGAUCAAGAAGCACGUCGAGGAGCACAAGGCUCGACACAAGUGGCUCAAGGGCGGUAUCCGGUUCGUCGAAGCUAUUCCCAAGAGUCCUAGUGGGAAGAUUCUGCGGAGACUGCUUAGGGACCAGGAGAAGGAAGCUCUCAGGAGGAGCGGCCCUAAACUUUUCAUCAUGUCCGUCAACGACCACCACGAAGAAGAAGACGCCUACCUCCAAGCCGAAGACGCCGAAGAAAUCGUCGAACGCGAUGAAGACCACCCUAUGGAGUCCGACGAUGAAGGCGAAGACCAAGACAACGAAGGCGACCAAAAUAUGGACUUCGAGCCUCAAGAAAUCGUCCUCCAAAACGAUUCCCUCGCGCACUUCGACCACCACAAAGACUCCCUCUUCUGCAUCGCCCAGCACCCAGUCCACAAUAACAUCGUGAUUACGGGUUCGGGUGAUGAUAGUGCGUUUAUUUUUGAUUCUACGCCGACGCAGGAACGGCCCGUGCUACCUGCGAGUUAUGAGUCUGAUCCGCAGCCGCGUGCGGAGAGGAAAGGUCUUGAACCGCUUGCGAAGCUAGACGGGCAUAGUGAUACAGUGAAUGCGGUUGCGUUUACGGAGCCGAAGGGCGAGUAUGUGGUUACGGCGGGGUUGGACGGGAAACUGCGUGCGUGGCGGGAUAGUUCUGCGGGUAGAAGUGGGACGGGGUGGGAGUUUGUUGCGGAAGCGCAGGAGGUAGAGGAGAUUAACUGGGUUGCUGUGUGUCCCUGUGAGGAGGGGGAUGAGGAGAAGAAGAAUGUUGUUGCGUUUGGAGCGAAUGAUGGGAGUGUGUGGGUGUUUAGGGUUGAUGUUGAGGAUGCGGCGCAGCCGGUUGCAAUUGUGCAGUCAUUUUUCAUGCAUACCAUGGCUUGUACAGCUGGUGCUUGGACGCCGGAUGGGAAGCUUUUGGCGACAGUUUCGGAGGAUGGGACGUUUUAUGUGUAUGAUGUGUUUGGGGCUGCGGCUGCGGUUGGGAUUUCGUACUCGCCUGGUAGCAGUGCGGUUGUUGGGUUGACACCUGAGGACCAGCGAUUUGCUGUUGACGGGGGGUUGUACUCUGUUGCUGUUGCGCCGUCUGGUGCGUUUGCAGCUGUUGGUGGUGCUGAAGGUCAUAUCAAGGUCGUUGGUCUUCCGCGUCUCCCGUCAUCUCCUGCUGCUGCGUCGUCGUCCAAGGCCAAGACCAAAGCUUCCACUCCGCAGUCCUCGACCGGUGCUUCCGCGGCAGGCACUCUCCUCGCCUCUCUGCAAGCCCAGACAGACGGUAUCGAAACCCUCUCCUUCUCCUCCCCGCCACUGAACUUCCUCGCCGCGGGCUCCGUCGACGGAACCAUCGCCCUCUUCGACACAGCCCACCGCUUCGCCGUCCGUCGCCACAUCAAAGAAGCUCACGAGGCCACCGCCGUCGUCAAGGUUGAGUUUCUGCAGAGCCGGACACCCGGUUCCGCCCAGGCCACGGGCCAACCGCUCGGCCGUCCUUCGCCGCUUGUAUCUGCUGCAACGGGCCAGUCGCGUUCGUGGCUGCUUACGACUGUUGGGCUGGACGGUGUUGUGAGACGGUGGGAUGCGCGCGGUGGUACUGCCGCUGCUGGACAGGGGUUGUUGAAUGAGUGGAAGGGUCAUGCUGGCUUGAUGGAGAAUACGGAGGGAGAGCAGAGUGGGGGAAUUAUGGGCUUUGUGCAGGGGGGUGAUGGGAAGAGGAUUGUUACUGCUGGGGAUGAUGGGGUUGCAUUGAUUUUUGAAGAAUAA
Aspergillus ruber CBS 135680 is the source of this 3348-nucleotide messenger RNA. Its product is annotated as acetyl-CoA synthetase-like protein. The record is from RefSeq and is a predicted model, not a curated record. The transcript has 6 exons. NCBI's taxonomy places the organism in Eukaryota, Fungi, Ascomycota, Eurotiomycetes, Eurotiales, Aspergillaceae. Gene Ontology annotation, molecular function: protein binding; CoA-ligase activity. The coding region runs from base 1 to 3348 and encodes 1115 amino acids.